GUUGUUGCCGCCGGAGGUUGUUCCGAGGCAGCGGGAUCGCGGCGCCGGGAAGCGCCCGGCAGCGGUGGCCCCAGAGUGCGCGGCGGCGCCUCCCGGCCAAGGCCCCCGGUCCCCGACCCCAUGCACUAGUCCCGCGCCGCCGGCACCGUAGUCCCAGCCGCACCAGCCCCGCGUGUCUACCCGCCGCCGCCGCCGCCGCGCCGCCCCGGCCUCGGGCCUCGCGGCUCCGGAGACAUGAACUUCCAGGCGGGCGGAGGACAGAGCCCGCAGCAGCAGCCGAGCCUGGCGGCGCCAGGAGGUGGUGGCGGCGGCGGCGGCGGCGCGGGGGGCGGCGGGCAGUUUGGCGGCGCGGGGCCGGGGGCCGGGGGCGGUGGCGGCCCCUCGCAGCAGCUGGCCGGCGGGCCCCCACAGCAGUUCGCGCUCUCCAACUCGGCGGCCAUCCGGGCCGAGAUCCAGCGCUUCGAGUCCGUGCAUCCCAACAUCUACGCCAUCUACGACCUGAUCGAGCGCAUGGAGGACUUGGCGCUGCAGAACCAGAUCCGGGAGCACGUCAUCUCCAUCGAGGACUCCUUUGUGAACAGCCAGGAGUGGACCCUGAGCCGCUCAGUGCCUGAGCUUAAAGUGGGCAUUGUGGGGAACCUGUCUAGUGGGAAGUCGGCCCUUGUGCACCGCUAUCUGACGGGGACCUAUGUCCAGGAGGAGUCCCCUGAAGGGGGUCGGUUUAAGAAGGAGAUUGUGGUGGACGGCCAGAGUUACCUGCUGCUGAUCCGGGACGAGGGAGGCCCACCUGAGCUCCAGUUUGCUGCCUGGGUGGACGCGGUGGUGUUUGUGUUCAGCCUGGAGGAUGAGAUCAGCUUCCAGACGGUGUACAACUACUUCCUGCGCCUCUGCAGCUUCCGCAAUGCCAGCGAGGUGCCCAUGGUGCUGGUGGGCACGCAGGAUGCCAUCAGCGCUGCAAACCCCCGGGUCAUCGAUGACAGCAGGGCCCGGAAGCUGUCCACAGACUUGAAGCGCUGUACCUACUAUGAGACAUGCGCGACCUACGGGCUCAAUGUGGAGCGUGUCUUCCAGGACGUGGCCCAGAAGGUGGUGGCCUUGCGGAAGAAGCAGCAGCUGGCCAUCGGGCCCUGCAAGUCACUGCCCAACUCCCCCAGCCACUCGGCAGUGUCCGCCGCCUCCAUCCCGUCCGUGCACAUCAACCAGGCCUCGAACGGCGGCGGCAGCGCCUUCAGCGACUACUCGUCCUCAGUCCCCUCCACCCCCAGCAUCAGCCAGCGGGAGCUGCGCAUCGAGACCAUCGCUGCCGCCUCCACCCCCACACCCAUCCGCAAGCAGUCCAAGCGGCGGUCCAACAUCUUCACGUCUCGGAAGGGUGCCGACUUGGAACGGGAGAAAAAGGCCGCCGAGUGCAAGGUGGACAGUAUCGGGAGUGGCCGGGCCAUCCCCAUUAAACAGGGCAUCCUGCUGAAGCGGAGUGGCAAGUCCCUGAACAAGGAGUGGAAGAAGAAGUACGUGACACUCUGUGACAACGGGCUGCUCACCUACCACCCCAGCCUGCACGAUUACAUGCAGAACAUCCACGGCAAGGAGAUCGACCUGCUGCGGACCACCGUGAAGGUGCCAGGGAAGCGCCUGCCCCGAGCCACGCCUGCCACAGCCCCCGGCACCAGCCCGCGGGCCAACGGGCUGGCCUUGGAUCGAAGUAACACACAGCUGGGCGGGGGCACAGAGGCGGAGGAGUCCUUUGAAUUUGUGGUGGUGUCCCUCACCGGGCAGACGUGGCACUUCGAGGCCUCGACAGCGGAGGAGCGGGAGCUGUGGGUACAGAGCGUGCAGGCCCAGAUCCUCGCCAGCCUGCAGGGCUGCCGCAGCGCCAAGGACAAGACCCGACUGGGGCACCAGAAUGCGGCUCUGGCCGUGCAGGCCGUCCGCACCGUCCGUGGCAACAGCUUCUGUAUCGACUGCGACGCCCCCAAUCCAGACUGGGCCAGCCUGAACCUGGGUGCCCUGAUGUGUAUCGAGUGCUCAGGGACCCACCGACAUCUCGGGGCUCACUUGUCCCGGGUCCGUUCCCUUGACCUUGAUGACUGGCCACCUGAGCUGCUGGCCGUCAUGACAGCCAUGGGCAAUGCCCUGGCCAAUAGUGUCUGGGAGGGAGCCCUGGAUGGAUAUGCGAAGCCAGGGCCUGAUGCGUGCAGAGAAGAGAAGGAGCGCUGGAUCCGGGCCAAGUACGAGCAGAAGCUCUUCCUGGCCCCGCUGCCGAGCUCGGACGUGCCGCUGGGGCAGCAGCUGCUCCGGGCCGUGGUGGAGGACGACCUGCGGCUGCUGGUGAUGCUUCUGGCACACGGGUCCAAGGAGGAGGUGAACGAGACCUACGGGGACGGGGACGGGCGGACAGCUCUGCACCUCUCCAGCGCCAUGGCCAAUGUCGUCUUCACACAGCUGCUCAUCUGGUACGGCGUGGACGUGAGGAGCCGGGACGCCCGGGGCCUGACUCCCCUGGCCUACGCUCGCCGCGCCGGCAGCCAGGAGUGCGCAGACAUUUUGAUCCAGCACGGCUGUCCCGGGGAGGGCUUAGCACCUACCCCCAGCAGAGAGCCUGCCAACGGCACCGCUGCCUCCGCCGAGCUGCACCGAAGCCCCAGCCUCCUCUAAGGCACAGGAGGAGGGCGGAGAGGCCAGGACUCCAGACCCCGGGCCCUCCUCCCUGCAGGCACUGAGGGAAGCGAAGACAAGGAGACUGAGAAGCAGGGACGCGAGGAAGGAAGGAGGAGAGGGGAGCAGGAGGCGGGGGUGGCUGGGGUUUGAGCUGGCAAGGGGACUGAAGAGGCCUCGCCUUCUGCCCUGCGGUGCCCGUGAGAACGGACAGGACCCUCUGGAGGCGCCUGAGGAGAGGGGAGCAGGGCCUCUCCCUCCUACCGAUUCCUGCUCUCGAGUGCCAGCCCCCUGGGAGCCUUCAUCCCAAAGCGGAACCUGGAAAGCACAGGUUGGGGGUGCUGGGUAAAAGAUUGGGGGGUUGGGGGAUCUGUGGGUCUCAUGUAAAUUUGUACAUUGGAAUAUUUAUGUUUGUGUACAUAUUUGGUGUGUGUGUGUGUGUAUGAUGAGCCAAUAAACCAGACAGUGUG
Molecule: messenger RNA, 3125 nt
Organism: Molossus molossus (Pallas's mastiff bat)
Lineage: Eukaryota; Metazoa; Chordata; Mammalia; Chiroptera; Molossidae
Gene: AGAP3
Product: ArfGAP with GTPase domain, ankyrin repeat and PH domain 3
Exons: 16
Coding region: 235-2655 (806 amino acids)
Biological process (GO): proteasome-mediated ubiquitin-dependent protein catabolic process
Cellular component (GO): nucleus
Molecular function (GO): GTP binding; GTPase activator activity; GTPase activity
Source: RefSeq, a predicted model, not a curated record